AACCAUGAGUUUAAUAACAAACCGGUGCCGAAUCGGCGCCUUAAAUCACUCCUUACAUCGGGUGCUGCGGACACACCGACACUCUGUCCAACACCUCAGAGCUUACAAUUACAACCGUAAUUACAAAGACGUUGAGUUCAUUGGCCGACAUAUCGGGCCUCGAGAUGAGGAAAAGAAAGUCAUGUUAGAGACACUGGGAUUCAAGAACAUGGAAGAGCUCAUAUCGGCCACAAUCCCGAAGAAUAUCCGUUUGACAGAAGACGUUAAAACAUUGGGAAAACCCAUGUGUGAGACCGACAUAUUAGAGCGGUUGCAGACAAUCGCCGAUUUAAACUCAAUUAAAUGGAAAACAUUCAUAGGAAUGGGUUAUUAUAAUUGUGUGACACCGACGCCCAUAUUGAGAAAUAUUUUCGAGAAUCCAGGUUGGACGACUCCGUAUACCCCCUAUCAGGCAGAGAUAGCGCAGGGAAGGCUGGAAUCGUUGCUCAAUUAUCAGACAAUGAUCUGCGAUUUGACCGCUUUGGACAUAACCAACGCUAGUCUUCUGGAUGAGGGAACGGCUGCCGCGGAGGCCAUGCAGAUGUGUUUCAGGCAUCACAAGGAGAAGCGAAACAAAUUCCUCAUCUCCAACAACGCUCAUCCGCAGACUAUGGCCAUCGUUAAGACUCGGGCCGACGCUCUCGGCAUCAAAAUGGAGGCCUUCGACGGCACCAAAGAUGUGUUCGACGGAGUGACCAAAUUGGGUGAUCUCUUUGAUUUGUCCCAAUUCUGCGGCGUUUUGGUCAACUUUCCCGACACCAACGGCAAUGUCGACAACUUGUCGUCAAUUGUGGAACAGUCUAAAGCCAAAGAUUGUAUCGUUAUAGUGGCCACGGAUCUGCUGGCACUGACCAUGAUCAAACCGCCGGGCGAGUACGGGCCCGGCUGUGACAUAGCCAUCGGUACGGCUCAACGGUUUGGCAUACCGUUGAACUACGGCGGACCGCACGCAGCCUUUCUGGCCUGUCGUGAGUAUUUAACCCGAAUAUUGCCGGGAAGAGUGGUUGGACUGACGAAAGACGCUCAGGGAAAUCGGGCCCUCAGACUCGCCCUACAGACCCGCGAACAGCACAUCCGUAGGGAUAAGGCCACGUCCAACAUAUGCACGGCUCAGGCCUUGUUGGCCAACAUGAGCGCAAUGUAUGCCAUAUAUCACGGACCGCAGGGUCUGAAGAAUAUUGCGAAAGCGAUACACGAGAAGACACUAUAUUUGGCCCAAAAGAUAUCGGAAAACGACGACAAUCGAGUGGUUACUUAUAUGCCGUUCGAUACGCUCAAAGUGGAGGUCAAACUACAGAAGUUUAUCCGAUCCAAAGCCGAGUCCAGACGAAUCAAUUUGCGUUACUAUCCCGACGGCAAACACGUGGGCAUCUCAUUGGAUGAGACAGUUUCGGAUCAGGAUCUCAAAGACUUGGUCUGGGUUUUUGGCGCUCACGAAGAGUAUGAAAAAGACGGCGAAAUUAAGUUUUCGGAAGAUUUGCUGGAAAAGAGCAUCGAAUCGACGCCAUUGGGCCGAAAGUCUGCAUUUCUGACACAUCCACUGUUCAACACAUACCACAGCGAAACAAAACUCGUGAGAUAUAUGAAGAGGUUGGAGAACAAAGACAUCUCAUUAGUCCACUCAAUGAUACCGUUGGGCUCGUGUACAAUGAAACUGAACGCCACAACAGAAAUGAUACCGUCUUCGUGGCCACAGUUCGCGAGCCUUCAUCCAUACCAACCGACAUCACAGACCAAAGGCUAUCAGUUGAUGAUCAACGAGUUGGAGCACGACUUGUGUCAACUGACCGGUUAUGAUAACGUCUCGUUUCAGCCCAACUCCGGAGCGCAGGGCGAAUACGCCGGACUCCGGGUCAUCAAAUCCUACCUCGAGUCUAAAAAUGAGGGGCACCGGGAUAUAUGUCUGAUCCCAGUGUCAGCUCACGGCACAAACCCAGCCAGCGCUCAUAUGGCGGGCAUGAAAGUGGAGGCCAUACUCGUCAAAAAAGACGGCAGUAUUGAUAUCGAUUAUCUCAAAGAUAAGUUGGCCAAAUUUUCCGAUCGGAUCGCUUGCCUAAUGGUUACCUAUCCGUCCACUUUCGGUGUCUUCGAGGACUCGAUCGGACAAAUCUGUGAUCUCGUCCACUCGUGCGGCUCAGCGCAGGUGUAUUUAGACGGCGCUAAUAUGAACGCACAGGUAGGCCUGUGUAGGCCCGGCGAUUACGGCAGUGAUGUCUCUCAUCUCAAUCUUCACAAAACAUUUUGUAUACCUCACGGCGGAGGCGGCCCUGGAAUGGGACCCAUCGCUGUUAAGAAACACUUAACACCUUUUCUGCCGACACAUCCGGUGGUUGUGGACGAGAUGACUGACACACCGCUCAGCUUCGGCACAGUGUCGGCCGCGCCCUGGGGUUCAGCAGCUAUACUGCCAAUCAGUUGGGCAUACAUUAAGCUAAUGGGUGGACAGGGAUUACGACAUGCGUCUGAAGUGGCGAUACUUAACGCUAAUUAUAUGUCUGUGAAACUGAAAGACGGGUAUAAAGUGCUGUACAAAGGAGUGAACGGAACGGUUGCCCACGAGUUCAUACUCGAUGUCAGGGACUUCAAGAAGACGGCGGGAGUGGAGGCCAUGGAUAUCGCCAAACGACUGCAGGACUACGGCUUUCACGCGCCGACCGUCUCCUUCCCGGUCGCCAACACUCUGAUGAUUGAACCGACGGAGUCUGAAGACAAGCAAGAGAUGGACCGCUUCUGCGACGCUAUGCUUCGGAUCAGACACGAGAUCAGAGACAUCGAGACCGGAACUAUGGAUAGAAAGAUCAAUCCAUUGAAAUGCGCACCGCAUACACAACGAGUGAUUUGUUCAUCUGAUUGGAACCGUCCCUACACUCGAGAAGUGGCCGCCUUUCCCGCCGUAACUAUAAUUGACUGCAAUAGUUAUAUACAGCCGGAGACGAAGAUAUGGCCAACUGUUGGUCGCAUUGACGAUAUCUAUGGCGAUACUCAUCUCUUCUGCACCUGUCCUCCAGUCGAGGAUCAGUUAUACUAAUUAUUAGUCUAAUUGUAAAAUAAGAUAUUUUUAAUUUAAUUAGAAAUUAAACUAAAUAAAGGUUUUUAAAUCUCAAAACAUUGAAA
Molecule: messenger RNA, 3153 nt
Organism: Medioppia subpectinata
Lineage: Eukaryota; Metazoa; Arthropoda; Arachnida; Sarcoptiformes; Oppiidae
Source: the annotation of a GenBank genome assembly